Molecule: messenger RNA, 2570 nt
Organism: Nicotiana attenuata
Lineage: Eukaryota; Viridiplantae; Streptophyta; Magnoliopsida; Solanales; Solanaceae
Product: crooked neck-like protein 1
Exons: 7
Coding region: 178-2259 (693 amino acids)
Biological process (GO): mRNA splicing, via spliceosome; spliceosomal complex assembly
Cellular component (GO): post-mRNA release spliceosomal complex; U2-type catalytic step 2 spliceosome; precatalytic spliceosome
Molecular function (GO): protein binding
Source: RefSeq, a predicted model, not a curated record
UCCCAUCCCAAACAAAAAAAAAAACAUUUCCCCUCUCUCGAACCCUAAUCCUGAUCACUUUCAAUUCUCUGUAUUUCUUACUCGCAAUUCAAAUCUCUUCCUUCUUUCUCUGCAUAUUUCAAUCCGAAAACUUGACUCCUAAAUCAUUCCCAUUCGAUUAGGAAUUAGCUCUACAGCAUGGCGAACAGAGAUGCAGACCCCAAUCUGGGGUACCUGACUCGAAAAGAAACAGAGGUAAAGCUUCCUAGACCUACACGGGUGAAGAACAAAACCCCAGCUCCAAUCCAAAUCACCGCCGAGCAAAUCCUUCGGGAAGCUAGAGAACGUCAAGAGGCCGAAAUCCGACCGCCGAAGCAAAAAAUCACUGACCCGACCGAACUCGCCGAUUACCGCCUCCGCAAGCGCAAGGAAUUCGAAAGCUUAAUUAGCCGAGUCCGCUGGAACAAAAGCGUGUGGGUGAAAUAUGCUAAAUGGGAAGAAUCACAAAAGGACUUCAAGCGUGCUCGUUCCGUUUGGGAGCGAGCACUUGAGGUCGAUUACAGGGAUCAUACGAUGUGGUUGAAGUAUGCUGACGUGGAGAUGAAGAAUAAGUUCGUGAAUCAUGCUCGUAAUGUGUGGGAUCGUGCUGUUACCCUCUUGCCUAGGGUUGAUCAGUUAUGGUACAAGUAUAUUCACAUGGAAGAGAUGCUUGGGAAUGUAGCUGGCGCAAGGCAGAUUUUUGAGAGGUGGAUGACAUGGAUGCCGGACCAGCAAGGGUGGUUAAGUUACAUUAAGUUUGAGUUAAGGUAUAAUGAGGUGGAUAGGGCGAGGGCCAUUUUCGAGAGAUUCGUGCAGUGUCAUCCAAAGGUUAGUGCAUGGAUUAGGUUUGCGAAGUUUGAGUUUAAGAAUGGCGAGGUAGCAAGGGCGAGGAAUUGUUAUGAGAGGGCCGUGGAUAAGUUGGCGGACGACGAGGAAGCAGAGCAGCUGUUUGUGGCGUUCGCGGAGUUUGAGGAGAAGUGUAAGGAGACAGAGAGGGCAAGGUGCAUUUAUAAGUUUGCACUUGAUCAUAUUCCGAAAGGGCGAGCUGAGGAUUUGUACAGGAAGUUUGUGGCUUUUGAGAAACAGUAUGGUGAUAGGGAAGGUAUUGAGGAUGCUAUUGUUGGGAAAAGGAGAUUUCAGUAUGAGGAUGAAGUAAGGAAGAAUCCGCGGAACUAUGACGCGUGGUUUGAUUAUCUUCGGUUGGAAGAGAGUGUAGGGAAUAAAGAGAGGAUUAGAGAGGUUUAUGAGAGAGCCAUUGCUAACGUUCCUCCUGCUGAAGAGAAGCGGUAUUGGCAGCGAUACAUUUACUUAUGGAUUAAUUAUGCAUUAUAUGAAGAGCUUGACGCACAAGACAUGGAAAGGACCAGAGAUGUCUACAGGGAGUGUCUUAAGCUGAUUCCUCAUCAGAAGUUCUCAUUUGCAAAGAUUUGGUUGUUGGCUGCUCAGUUUGAGAUCCGGCAGUUAAGACUCAAGGAAGCACGGCUGCUACUUGGAGAAGCGAUUGGAAGAGCUCCUAAAGACAAGAUAUUUAAGAAGUACAUUGAGAUAGAGCUGCAUCUUGGAAAUAUAGACCGUUGUAGAAAGCUUUAUGAGAAGUACUUAGAAUGGUCACCAGAAAAUUGCUAUGCUUGGAGCAAAUUCGCUGAGUUAGAGAGAUCCUUGGAUGAAACGGAGCGAGCCAGGGCUAUUUUUGAGCUUGCAAUUGACCAACCUGCGCUGGAUAUGCCAGAGUUACUAUGGAAGGCUUACAUCGACUUCGAGAUCUUUGAGGGUGAAUUUGAUAGAACAAGAGCACUGUAUGAAAGACUUCUUAACCGCACGAAACACUUGAAGGUGUGGAUAAGUUAUGCGAAUUUUGAGGCCUCGGCUGUGGAUUCAGAGGUUGAGGAAGAUAUUGAACAGAAGAAGAAGCGCCUGCAGCAUGCCAGAGAUGUUUUUGAAAAGGCCAUUACGUACUACCGAACUUCUGCUCCUGAAUUGAAAGAAGAACGAGCAAUGCUUUUAGAAGAAUGGCUGAAAAUGGAAAGCGGUUUUGGUGAGCUUGGGGAUGUUAACUUAGUCCGUGCAAAGCUACCAAAGAAACUCAAGAAGAGAAGGCAAAUAGACAUGGAGGAUGGUCCAACAGCGUACGAGGAGUAUAUCGAUUAUCUUUUUCCCGAGGAAACGCAAACCACCAACCUCAAGAUCUUGGAAGCUGCUUAUAAAUGGAAGAAGCAGCGCGUUGCAUCAGAAGAGGAUUAGUAUCUUCUCUGUUAGCUUCCAUUUGAUUUUCUUAAAUGUGGCUAGCACAUUUGUCUUUUUUCCCCCCUUCUGUUUUGUACUAAUUGUUGGGUAAAAGUAAGAAAAAAAAGAGAUGAGAGUGUUGACAUUUAUACCUCUCUAUCUCAAAAAAUCUAAUUUGGCAUUGUUGUGCAGUCAAAUCCAAUGUUGUGGACUGACACGGAGAGUUCCAGUUUUGGUCUUGACAUUGUUUAGCUGUAUUUAGUGUUUUCCAUAUUUAUGAUGUAUAAAUUAUAUAUCAAAUGUAAUUUUCUAUCUUGAACAUUUCCUGA